Messenger RNA from Soboliphyme baturini, 615 nucleotides. Lineage: Eukaryota; Metazoa; Nematoda; Enoplea; Dioctophymatida; Soboliphymatidae. The record is from the annotation of a GenBank genome assembly.
AUGGCGAGGGACCACGGCGACGAGGACAGGAACAGUGAACGCGAGGCUCGCGAAGAGCGAGACGCGAUGGACGACGACCGGGUGCGCCUGAAACGAUCCAUCUCCUUGAUGAACGGUGUCACAAUCAUAGUCGGAUGCAUCAUCGGCAGCGGAAUCUUCGUUUCGCCCAAGGGGGUGCAGGAGCAUGCUGGAAGCGUCGGACUAUCGUUGACUAUUUGGGUGUUCUGCGGUUUCUUCUCAGCCGUCGGCUCGUACUGCUACGCUGAACUUGGAACCUUGAUCAGAUCCAGCGGUGGUGAUUAUGCGUACAUCACGGAGGCUUUCGGACCUUUCAUUGGAUUCAUGCGUUUAUGGAUCGAAGCCAUUGUCGUCAGGCCAUGCUCUGCGACCAUAGUUGCGCUUACUUUCGCGAAGUACAUUUUGCAACCUUUCUACGGAUACUGUGCCAUUCCCGAUCACUGUGAAUCUCUUCUGGGAGCAUGCGCCCUCUUCUCUCUAACACUGGUCAAUUGCCUCAGCGUCCGGCUCGCAGCCAAAGUUCAAGACUUCUUCACUGUCGCCAAAUUGCUUGCGCUGUUCCUCAUCAUUGGCACGGGGUUGUACGAAAUUGCUAUU